CCAACCUGCUUCGCGCAUUGGCAUAGCCAUUAUUGAAGAGGACCUCAAAGCUUGACGUGUUCGAAAAGGAACCGACAGACAGGAAUAUACUGCAAAGCUGGUAAGGCUAUUAAAGCACAGACGAGCUUGUAUGAUUGCCGCAAGCUCUCCUUUCGACACCUUUGUUCAUGGUAGAAAAUCCCCAAUCCUCUGGCUUGUGUCACAUCGGCAGCUAAUAUACCCCCAUACAUUAUCACCUCUCCUAUUAAUGUAGCCAGAGCCAUCGGCGUCUCUACCCGCUCUCAAAAAGAAUCACACUGUCGUUUUCCCCUCGCAGUCAUAUCCCACCGGUGAUUAGUUGACUCCCCCUGUUUGACAUGGACCACGGCGCAAACUUGUUUACGACAGAAAUCGACAACAGCAGCAGCCACCUCCCUUCAAUCAACACUGCACCACCCAGCGGCCAAUCUCCUAUGCACUCGCCGAGCUCUGUUGAGACCCCGUCAUCAUCGACAACGCCGACCAUCUCUGCCACUACGAAUAACGCCAGUGCGGCUGAUCUUAACUUGAGUAUCUCUCAGGCGCAGAGCUUCAACGAGCACUCCAUCCCCCAGUACAGCUUGCCACCCGCAUCAUCCAUACAGCAGCCGACCUACACGUCCGCAUUUGGUGCAACCCAGCCCCAAACCUCGUGCAGCGGCAACGGAUACCACGCUUCGACACAGUACGUGUCUCAUGAACAGCAGCCGCCGCUGGCGCCUCUGCAGUUUGGACCCUUGGGAGUGAUUAGCCCGCAGCGCAGUCAGACAGCGUUCCCGUACGAGUUUGGGCCGACAGACAGCAGCUGCCGCGGACCCAACGUUUAUCAUCCAGCCGACAUGGAUACCGGUAAUGCAGGUGGGCAGACGCCCCAGCAGUUGGGCACUGCUGGAUACAUACGCCAUGUAGGUAGUGUGGCGGUGAGCUCGCAGAUGCAGCCGCCGCAGAUGCAGGCAUCGCACAGCCAGCAGUCUAUCAUGGAGCUGCCCGCAUCAACCUCUUCUGGCCUGGAGCAUCCGAUGCGCACGCAAAGCGACCCCUCGUUUACGCAGACAUCCAACCAGCCCAUCUUCACAACACUAAACUUCCAGAACUCGCAGCUGCAGGAAUACGAUAGCUAUGCGCGCCCCAUCAAGCGUGCGGGCCGGGUGACCAAGCCCAAGCGCACCCCACGGCCACCCAACGCCUUCAUCCUGUACCGCAAGGCAAAGCAGGCUGAGGUGAUCCGGGACAAUCCAGGCGUGUCCAACAAGGAUGUGUCGUGUAUAAUCGGACAGAUGUGGAAGGCCGAGGACCCGUCGGUGCAGGACAAGUUCCGCGAGCAGGCCGAGCUCGAAAAGAAGAAGCACAAGGAGCUGCACCCGAACUACAAGUACCAGCCACGCAAGCCCAAGAACAAGCGCAUGCAGGAGGCUGCCGCUGCCGCUGCCGCUGCGGCGGCUAGUGUGGGCGGUGCUUUAAUGGGAGUGGUUCCUGGCGCCCACGACGUCAACUCAUUCAUGGGGGCCGGUGUUUCAGCCAUGGGCACGGCUAGCCUGCCAUCGGCUGCCAAGGACCCAUCGUCAUCAGGGCAGUUCCAGUACUCAAAGUACCACUUGAUGAUGAGCUCGGGUCAGCAGCCGCAGACGCCAGGGUCGCAGCACCAGGUGUCUCGUGGCGAUGACUACUAUUACCGGACACAGGGGGCCCUGGAGGCACAGCACGCAUCACACCACGGCGGGUUUGUUAAUGUCGGCAUGCCGGCCCAGCUGGAUAUCAAGAAUGGCUUUGUCGGCAACCCGAGUGCGGCGUAUUGGACGCCCGCCACACCCAGCGACGCCGGUUUCACCAAUCCGCUGGCGCCGACCAAUGUGUUCCAGCACGGCAGUAACGGCAAUGACCACCAGCAGGUGCGCGCCUUUGAAUCCAUGGCCCAGCACCCAGCCCACGGAGCCCAGUCGUUCCACAGCGCCUCGUUUGACCACCAGGCCGAGUACCACCAGCACCAGCCGCAGGGCCACCACAGCCAGCAGAUGGUUAGCUCGUAUUCGAGCGGCCUCACAUACCAGCAAAGCCAGCAGCAAUCCCAAGCGGGUGUCGACAGUCUUGAUACCUCUGCCGCCGCCGCAGCAGCCGCUGCCGUUGCGACCGAAGCCCAGGGACUUGGCUUGCUGUCGCCGCCACCAGUAGCCUGGUCAUCCAACCUCUAAAAUGAAAGCCCCCACCACAAUUGUUUCCUUGCAACAUUCCAUUUCUAUGUUAAACUUAUUCUGCCUUUUUUGUUUAGUGCAUCACCCCUUCAGUAACCUGUUCUUUACUCAAUAUCAUUUAUUGCCUUCCGCACUUCCU
This is a messenger RNA of Linderina pennispora, 2346 nucleotides long. RefSeq lists its product as uncharacterized. Bases 357 to 2207 code for a protein of 616 amino acids. Gene Ontology annotation, biological process: regulation of transcription by RNA polymerase II; anatomical structure morphogenesis; cell differentiation. The record is from RefSeq and is a predicted model, not a curated record. The transcript has a single exon. Gene Ontology annotation, molecular function: RNA polymerase II cis-regulatory region sequence-specific DNA binding; DNA-binding transcription factor activity, RNA polymerase II-specific. Lineage: Eukaryota; Fungi; Kickxellomycota; Kickxellomycetes; Kickxellales; Kickxellaceae.